Opisthocomus hoazin is the source of this 2913-nucleotide messenger RNA. Lineage: Eukaryota; Metazoa; Chordata; Aves; Opisthocomiformes; Opisthocomidae. The record is from RefSeq and is a predicted model, not a curated record.
AGGAACAAUGGCUUUGAUGUUCUUUAUCACAACAUGAAACAUGGACAUUUGUCAACAAAAGACUUAGCAGACUUUAUAAGAGAAAGGGCUACAAUAGAGGAGACAUAUUCGAGGUCAAUGACAAAACUAGCCAAAUCAGCGAGCAAUUACACACAACUUGGGACAUUUGCACCAGUCUGGGAUGUUUUCAAAACCUCAACAGAAAAACUAGCAAGCUGUCACUUGGAUCUUGUGAGGAGAUUACAAGAGCUAAUAAAAGAAGUUCACAAGUAUGGAGAUGAACAAAUCAAAUCUUAUAAAAAGACUAAAGAAGACGUUUCAGGAACAUUGGAAGCAGUACAAAAUAUUCAAAGUAUCACUCAGGCCUUACAGAAAUCAAAGGAAAACUAUAACGCAAAAUGUGUCGAACAAGAACGUUUGAAAAAGGAAGGAGCAACACAGAGAGACAUUGAUAAGGCAGCACUUAAAUCAAAGAAAGCUACAGAUACCUAUAAACUAUACGUGGAGAAAUAUGCUGCAUUUAAAUCUGAUUUUGAACAGAAGAUGACAGAAACUGCGCAGAAAUUUCAAGACAUUGAAGAAACGCACCUUCUUCGUAUGAAAGAGAUUAUAGAAUCGUUGUCAAAUACCAUAAAAGAAAUUCAUUUACAAAUAGGAGAGGUGCACGAAGAGUUUAUUAAUAACAUGACAAAUACGACAGUUGAGAGUUUAAUACAGAAAUUUGCUGAGUCAAAAGGAACUGGCAAGGAAAGACCUGGCCCUAUUGAAUUUGAAGAAUGCAACACAUCCAGUGCAGUUGAAGGGGUAAAACCACGGAAGAGGAAGCCUUUUGGUUUAUCAGGAAUAAUGAAAAAAGAAAAAGACACUGAAUCUGUGGAGUGUCCAGAUGCAGACUCAGUUAACAUUCCUGAUGUAGAUGAUGAAGGAUACAGCAUUAAACCAGAAGCAACACACGAUACCAAAGAGAAUGAUUUCUAUUCAACCAGUGAUUCUGACUCUGAAGAUGAUGAACCCAGGAGGUUCCAUGUAGAAAUAAAACCUGUCCAGCCAAAUAAUAGCUCUCAAUAUACCAUGCCUUCCUUGGAUGAAUUAAAAGUAUCUAUAGGGAACAUCACUCUUUCUCCAGCAAUAUCUAGGCAUAGUCCUGCACAAAUAAAUCGAAAUUUAUCCAAUGAAGAGUUAGCAAAAUCAAAGCUUUCUGCUCCAGCUAAUGAAAAAGGGAACAGUGAUCUCCUGGCAUGGGAUCCACUCUUCAGUAGUUCUCUUGAAUCUUCCUCUUCAGCUUCCCUGGCAUCCUCAUCCUCCUCAGCAAGGCCCACAACUCCUCUUUCUGUAGGCACCAUUGUACCCCCUCCAAGGCCUGCUUCAAGACCAAAGCUGUCUACUGGGAAGCUUAGUGGGAUUAAUGAAAUACCUAGGCCAUUCAGCCCUCCAUUGACCUCUAACUCAAGUCCACCUCCUGCAGCUCCCUUGGCACGUGCAGAGAGCAUUUCCUCAAUAUCCUCUUCUGCUUCCCUCAGUGCAGCAAACACACCUACCGUUGGUGUUUCACGUGGUCCCAGCCCUGUCAGCCUUGGAAACCAGGACACCUUGCCUGUGGCAGUAGCCCUUACUGAAUCUGUUAACGCCUACUUUAAAGGAGCAGAUCCCACGAAAUGUAUUGUGAAGAUUACUGGUGAUAUGACAGUAUCAUUCCCAAGUGGGAUUAUUAAAGUCUUCACCAGCAACCCAUCUCCAGCUGUGCUCUGCUUCAGGGUAAAAAACACAAGCAAACUAGAGCAGAUUCUUCCAAAUGCACAACUUGUAUACAGUGAUCAGUCACAAAGUGACUCCAGUACUAAGGAUUUUUGGAUGAACAUGCAAGCUAUAACUGUCUACCUCAAGAAAUUAUCAGAGCAGAAUCCAUCUGCAUCCUAUUACAAUGUGGAUGUUUUAAAGUAUCAGGUAUCUUCCAAUGGCAUCCAGUCCACUCCCUUGAAUCUUGCAACUUACUGGAAAUGUAAUGCUAGCACUACUGAUGUGAGAGUGGAUUAUAAAUACAAUCCAGAGUCUAUGAAUAUGCCUAGUAUGCUGUCUAAUGUCCAGGUUGUGGUACCAGUUGAUGGAGGAGUAACAAACAUGCAAUCACUUCCACCUGCAAAAUGGAAUGCAGACCAGAUGAAAGCAUAUUGGAAAAUAUCUAGCAUUUCAGAAAAGUCUGAGAAUGGAGGUUCUGGAUCCCUCAGGGCAAAAUUUGAACUUUCAGAAGGACCCAGUAAACCAGCAACACUUGCAGUGCAAUUCGUUAGUGAAGGAAGCACCCUUUCAGGAGUAGAUGUAGAGCUUGUAGGCACUGGCUAUCGACUUUCCCUCCUUAAGAAGAGAUUUGCCACUGGACGGUAUAUGGCAGACUGCUGAUGUACCUGUGAAAGUCAUUGGAUCAAAGGAGUGCAAGGGGCUCACUCUGCCAUCUCUACUUUUCAAACACUAUUUUAACACGCAUUAAUUUUUUCACAAUGUCAACCUACUUUGAAGCUGAACUACAGAACAGAAAAUGCACUUUUAAAAGUCAUUUUGCAAACUUUUUGUUACUUUAUAAUAGCACUGAAGUUAACUUCAACACUGUCUGUAAAUGAUCAACUGCAAUAUUUGGGAUAAUUUGUUGAAAUUUUAGUAAAUUUAUAUAGAUGAAGUCAAAAUAGUAAUCCAUAGUUGUAAUGAAAGUAUGAAAUUGUAUGUUAUACUGUAAACAUUAAACCUAAAAAUGUAGGAGAGCAAGUAAGAAAUAUUUGAGCUUUCCAUAAGUAAUAUUCAUUUUUCAGAUUCUUUAAUUGGCGUUUUUAGAGAAAGCAGAGGCAAAGUCUCACAUAGUUCUUCUAUCCACUCAUACCACAAAACCAGCUGAGUUAGAGAUGUAUAAAAGAAAUGCAACUU